Molecule: messenger RNA, 1110 nt
Organism: Colletotrichum spaethianum
Lineage: Eukaryota; Fungi; Ascomycota; Sordariomycetes; Glomerellales; Glomerellaceae
Exons: 2
Coding region: 1-1110 (369 amino acids)
Source: RefSeq, a predicted model, not a curated record
AUGUUUGGAGGCACUGUGUCAGAGCCAAGAUACAAACCAAAACUUGUUGACCAUCACCUUGGUGGAGGCAUAAGUGCCGAAUGGAUCACCUUCAAAAGCAACGUCGAAGCAGUCGGGCUCGAAGGGCUAUAUGGCUGUACCUCCAUCAUUCUGGUUUCUCGCCGUGGCGCGUGGGUGAGCCACAUCUGGCAAACUGUUUUUGAGAAUCUUCAUCCUGAAAUCGACCAGUGGGAGACGCUGAUUCAGAACGAGAUGCCUUAUGGACUUCCUCGCAGCGACCCAUAUUACGAGAAGUACGAAUAUGGCCUCAAGGACAUGAAAGAUAAGCCAGAGUUUGGCGAAGCGGGAGUUAUGUUCGAUGACGAUUCUGUUGUCGAUCAAACACCUGCAAGCUUGAACAUGCGAGCUUUCAUUGUCACACCACGAAAAUUGCAGAGUCUUAGCCCAUAUAGGGACGCAAACAACCAGGCCAUUCCACACGAGAUUCUGAAUGACAUCAAUUACCAGCAGGGUACAGUCAGAUAUCCAGACAAGAUUGUUAGAUUGAAGAGAGUUUUGGCAGAUGAAUUCGGUAACAUACCCAUGGAGGUGGUGGACUACAACCCAGUUGUCCCAAAACUGGAACAUAUGGGGACGUGGGUGAGCGAGAGGAUGGUGACCGACGACUACGGAAACGUGUUUGAACUUGAAGAUUACAUUAAAUAUCAGCAGAUGGCAACCGUCAGGGUAAAGAUUCUUCUCCAAUACCAGCCCGCAAUGACUUGCGGAGACAUGGCCGAGUGGCGGUUGUGGAUUGAGGGACAACCAGUCGGCAGCCGAACGGACAGAUGGGCGCCAACGCAGAACCAGGUGUUCUCAUCGCCUGGGAACAACCAGGAGCUUACGCGAAGGCAGGGGCAGGUCUACUACACAAGCAAAUCCAAACCCUUCCUUAUCCAGCAGCCAUACGAUGUCCUCAUUGCAGACCAUCGAAUCAGUCACCGUCACGCUUUCGUCAACAUCUGCUUCGGAAAGAUCCAUCUCUUCCAGAAGCGGUUCAUCUCUCUCUGCAAUCUAUACGAACACCACAUCUCUGCAGGCAUCAACGAUUAUCUCCACCACGGCGUCUAG